AUGCGGCCCGGCUCUGUUCGUGCAUUGAGGAUGCCCAAGAAGAAGCCGACGAAGGUCUAUCGCUAUGACGGUCAGAGCAUCUGGACGUCCUCCGACUGCGGCUACGCGAGCUACUCGGACUACGAGCUCGGCAGCUUUCUUGGCGGGGGCGCCGCGGGCGUGGUGUACGAGGCCGAGUGCUUCAAGACGAAGAGGCACCUGGCUGUGAAAGUCCUCAACCCGAUCGGCUACAAGCUUGCCCCCAGCGGUAGCCUCCGUUUCUGUGAGGUCAUCGUCAAGGGUCAGCCUUACGGCGACGUUGGGGGCGGCUUCGGGGGUAGGGGUACCCGGGGCGGGGGGAGGGGGGGGCAUGGGGGCCCCGGCGGCGGCAGCGGCGGGGGCAGCGGCAGCGGCAGCGGCGGCGGCGCGGGCAAGAUGACGGAGAAGCACGUCUGGUGGCUGUUUAACGGUUCGACGCGGCAGACGAUCGCCGCCUACUACGACGCCCGAACCGGAGUGCUCAAGGAGAUGACGCUGCCCAAGUGUAUCGAGGUGUGGGGUCUAGGGGACGACAAGGGCCGCCGAGCGGGAACUCGAGGUGGCGGACGAGACCGGGCCAGACGUGACCGUGACAAGGAUCGGUUAAAGCAGGAGGACAGGGGGGUCAGCAGGGUGUUCGUGGGCGGUGAGUGGCUGGCCAUCCCCUCGGCACCUGCCAAGUACGACAAGUUCCUGCGGGCGAGGGCGAGCAUCUUCAGGGAGAUCAGCAACAUGCUGCAGCUCACGGAGCACCCGAACAUCCUACGCCUGCACGAGGCUCUGGAGCUGGUCCAAGACAGCAAGGCUACCAUCUUCUUGGUGCUAGAGCUGGCUCGGGGGGGCGAGCUCUUCGACCGUAUCAAGGUGGACUGCGGCGCGGACGAAGGCGCCGCUCGGCACUACUUCCGGCAGCUCCUCUCCGGAGUCCGGCACUGCCACGACCGCGGCGUCUGCCACCGCGACCUCAAGCCCGAGAACCUCCUCCUCGCCGACCCCCACGACUCCUCGGUCCUCAAGAUCGCAGACUUUGGGUUCUCCGCCCUCUUCCGCGAGCUGGAGACGGAGUCGUCCUCAGGGGAUGAUUCUUCGGGGCCCCCGACCGCCACCGGCGGCGGCGGAGGCGUUCCCGGCGUGGCCGGCGGCGGCGGGCCGGCGUUGAGACGGCCGCGAUCGGGGCUGUCCCUGGGCGGGAGGGUUCUGCGGGAGGAGAGCGGCGACGGGUAUGACGGGACCAAGGCAGACGUGUGGUCCAUGGGCGUCAUCCUCUACGCGAUGCUCGCGGGCAACCUUCCCUUCGAGAAGGAGCUCCUGGCGUGCUCCCGCUUCGCCAAGUUCGGCGCGUGGGCGCGCAUGCCGUCGGCGACGGCGUCUCUGCUCGCGCACUGCUCAGGCAACCCGAAGGACGCCAUGGACAUGGACUGCUUGGACUACCCCUCGUGGUUUUUCCCGCAGCACUUCAGCUUCGCCGCCAGGUCCUUGCUCUCCGGGCUGCUUCAUCCCGAUGCUUCGUGCAGGCUGUCCGUUCGUCAGGCUCUGCGACACCCGUGGGUCUUAGAUGGGAGGCUCUACUCCGGCUCGGGCGGCAGCAGCAGUGACGGCAGUGACUUCAGCGCCGGCGGCGCGGGGGGGGGCGUCGAAGAGGACUGGCGAGCCCCCGAUCCUCAGAACAUUCCUUCGGAGCUUCUGGGUGCCGAUUCCGACACAGAGGACGAAGAAGAACACGCCAACAAUGGAUCGCGGGAGUGGAAGGAGAGCAGCGACAUUGGGCUUCACCGCCCUGGGUACACCCCGGCACUCGCGCUGCCGCCGCUGCCGCCGCCGCCGCCACCUCCGCCGCCGCCGCGGCCGGUUGUCGUUGUCGCCACGCCUCCAGAGAAGCAGAGUACCAGUAGCGUAGGGCGGAAGGGGGUAGGGGUUGGCCCUGCCAAGGAGGUGCCGGCCAAGACAAAGCGACCGUCCACGACGCCGGAGGUAUCCGUGGAGCUCCGGGGUAUCAGGGAGGAGGGGGAAGGCCCAGCGGGAUCGAGCACAAGGCUUGGUGGCAGGGGCUCCGCGAGGGAAGGUCAGGGGCACCCCGAUGCGGCGGCGGCGGCGGCGGCGGGGGGGGGAGACAGGCAGGCGUCGAAAACGACGCCCGCUCCUCGUCCGGCACCGCCACCAACUACCGCCGGCGAUGCAAACCCUGUGCCAUCGACGGAGGCUAAGGAGGACAACGCUAGCCGGGGGAUGAAGCAGCAGCCGGGGGGCGAGCAUGUAGCUAGUAGAUCAUCGGGAGAGGAGGAAAAGGGGGUAACGCCGAAGGGCGAGGGGGGAGUUGGCGGAGGAGAUGGGAAGGGGGUGGAGCUCGAGACCACCGGCGCCGGCGGCAGACAGGUGUUGUCGGCGAGGCGAGUCAGGGUCGCCACCGAGGUUGCUGUUGCUGCGGAAGCGGCUGAGGAGGGGGCGGCGAAAGAAGCCCAGCUGGCAGCGAUCACAGCGGCAACAACGACGCUGUCGGCGGCAGCGGCGGCGAGUUCGCCGCCGCUUCCGCCGCCGCCGCUCGCUCCCGUCGAGAUAACGGACCCUUUCACGACGCCGCCCCGCAAGCUGCGCUCGCCGCGGCCCCUCGACGCCUUCUCCUCUCCCCCGUUAGCCCCCGUGGGAUCAGGGAGGGCGGUGGAGGAGGAGGAAUCGGAGUUUUCUCUCGACGCCGGGCCAGCUCUCCCGCCAGAGAAGGGGCGGGCGAGGAGCAGGGAAGGGCUACCCCCGGCGGGGCCGGGCCACGCGAGGUCAAGGGGCGAGAACUCGUCCGCCUUCUCGUUGGGCGUGGUGGAGCGGCAGCUGAGCAUGGGCGUGGCCGGGAUAUCGAUCAUGGAGGCGGCGGGGCAGGCUGAGAAGAGGGACGGCGUGGUUGCGGCAGCGGCGGCGGCGGCGGCUCCACCUCCCGCUUUCCACGACCUGGUGAAGCGAUCGACAAGGUUCAUGACUUCGGUGCCCGCGGCGGUUGUCCUUCGGAAAAUCGCCACGAUUAUCAACGCGGAUGCUCACCCGCUCCCCUACCCGUACCGCAACAUCAAGCAGAAGGCGGUCGUUCACCAGGAUGACUACAAGCUUGAGAUCAUGCGGGGCGGGGUAUUGGUGUGCACGGUUCAGAUUUACCUGCUGGGCGGCGAGCAGGGGGCGGCGCAGUACAUGGUGGAAUUCCUCAGAGGCCAGUUGGACAUAUUUUUGUUCAAGCGCUUCUAUGAGGACGUUCGGUGCAAGCUGAACGACCUAGUCAAGAAGGAUUACAGCUUAGCCCUACUGGAAUCGGGCACCUGCACGCACAGGUUCAGCCGGUUUUCGAAUCUCGCCUGA
Ectocarpus siliculosus is the source of this 3354-nucleotide messenger RNA. Lineage: Eukaryota; Phaeophyceae; Ectocarpales; Ectocarpaceae. The record is from the annotation of a GenBank genome assembly.